Aureobasidium vineae is the source of this 408-nucleotide messenger RNA. The record is from the annotation of a GenBank genome assembly. NCBI's taxonomy places the organism in Eukaryota, Fungi, Ascomycota, Dothideomycetes, Dothideales, Saccotheciaceae.
AUGUGUUGCACUUCCCCCUAUACCAUUACUCUCUUCUUUCUUCCUAUUCUCUCCAAUCAACCUCUCGAUAUACACUUAGCUAACACCUCUCCCAGCCCCUCCGCCUCGAAAAAGCGCAAGACAACCGCAACCACCGCCGCACCCGCCGACGAUGACGAAGAAAACGACGACGAAGAAGAAGAAAUCGGCGAAGAUGACGAAGAAGUCGACCCCGCCGACCUCGACGACGAAGACGAAGCCGCCGACCCCGAAGACGAGGACGCUGGCGAAGAUGCCGAUGACACUGCUGACAAGUCUGGUCCCGCUGCUGCUGCCAAGAAGGCCAAGGAAAGAACUGUUCCUGGCGGCAAGGACAAGGCUGAGGUGGGUGAUAUUGAGAAUGCUGCGGAGAAGAAUGGUGGUCUGUGA